AAGGACACAAACCAAGAGGAAUAGAAACAUCGCCGUUGUUACAAGACACAAGAAAUCUGUGUGACUUCGCUGUGAAUACUAGGACCUUGCUAUACAAAGAAAAGAAAGAAUUCAGAACCAAGUAUAUGUACAAAGAGAGAUCUCCCUGACUGAGGAAAUCCACACGGGAUUCUGUUGUACAACAUCAGGAUAAAGAAAUAGAGGUCUGCUGUAAAUAAUGUAUAGAGGAGUGUACCAGAAAUCUGUCACCGUGUCUGGUGUUAGUCAGUGUUGGCACAUUUCACGUGUGUCAUCAGACCGGGUCUGGAUCAGUGAUGAUGAAGGCAAUCUUAUACUGACAAACACUAAAGGGGAAGAACUAGACAGUGUGACAGAUAUAGGUAGUGAUGUGGGAGUACACGCUGUGGACUCUAAUGGUGAUCUAAUUUAUAUAGACAGUGAAUAUAACAUCAUUAAACUGUCCAAAGAUAACAGAGAAAAGACUACGAUAAUAAAGUACAACACAGCACCAUGGGAACCACGGAGUGUCUACAGCUCCCCCUCCACUGGAGACCUGCUGGUCGGGAUGUGUAGAGGUGAUACAAGGACAGGCAAGGUAGUGCGGUAUAACUCCACAGGAGAAAACAUCCAGACCAUACAGCACCACAACAACACAGGUCAGGGACUGUAUAAUGAUCCUAUCUACAUCACAGAGAACCGCAAUGGAGAUGUUAUUGUGUCUGACUUGUUACGUGAGGCUGUAGUGGUGACAGAUCGUGACGGUAAUUACCGAUUCUCCUACACAGGUCCUCCAUCAGGAUCACAAUUAAUACCACUAGGAAUCUGUACUGACGCGCUGUCACACAUCCUGGUCUGUGAUCUAGACACACCGUCAGUAAAGAUGUUAGAUAGUGAUGGUCACUAUCUGACAGAGAUACUGACACAACAACACGGGAUAAAGUAUCCACAGGGCCUGAGUUAUAAUGAUGACACUAAUCUACUGUGGGUAGGGGCAUGGGCCAACAACACAGUCCACCUAUACAGAGUGGUAGAUACAGACUCUUUGACUGGAGUCCCUCUGGAGGACAUCAAAUGUAGAAAACAUCCCAGAAUUCCCCUGGACCAGUUCUGUACCCCGUGUGGUGUUCCCUUGUGUGUGGAGUGUACCAGCUCUGAGGAUCACAGCAGACAUGAACUUAGAAAGAUAAAGACAUUGUUUGACAACAUUCACAGGAUGGAGGAUGGAGAUACACUAUUGAUGUGCAUUCUUCUUUCCAAUUCCUACAAAAUAAACAUGAAAGAAGGAAACUGGAUGACCAAAUAUAAUGCUAUUGCAAAAAGUUUUCACUCCAAGAAAAUCACAAAGCCAUUUGUUCGUACAGAUUUGGAACAAUACAAACCAAUUCUGAAACUCAAUGAAUCAGAGAUAACUUUUUCCACUGAGCUCUUCAAAAGCUUAAGUUUCAUGAAAUUUUCAAAGAGUUUUGAGUUAAACUUUACUGAUAUUUUCUUGAGUUGGGCAGAAAAAGAAAACAUUGCUGAGUACUGUAGAUCAUGGAAUUAUCAGAGAGGAGAGGAUGAAGUUUGCUGUUGGUUAAUGCCAGAAAAAAAUGAGGAGUUUUUAGAAAGACUUGGACAAGAUAUUUUCACGCACCCAACAAUGGAGGACCAGUCAUUCCAUGAAGCUGUAUUUAUAAAAUUUGGAAUACCAAUGCAGAUUAUCCUAAGGGGAGACAAAUCUGUGACGAAUUUCAUUGAGAAUUUAAAAAAAGGGAAGACAACCAUGUACCAUGCCUCUGGGAUGAUAAUAGGGUGUGCCGGAAGUGGUAAAACAACAUUGUUAGAGAGAUUGAAGGACAUUGACCUGGAAGAAAUAAAGGAAACUAUUACGUCAACUAGAGGAGUCAAUAUCCACUCAGAUGUCUUUGAUGUGACAGAAAGCAUCCAAGCAAAUACUUCAAGCCAAAAGCAACACUUCAAACUCAGACUUGAUAAAAAAGAUAUGAAGCAGAGUGUUCCUGAAUACCAUUCAGAAAAUGCAGCCAAUGAUGAGGAAAUACAGGAAAAGAUGGAAACACCUGAUGAUGAGGGCAAUACGACUGAAGCAUCAAGCAGUGGACAGAUAUCACAUGAUGAUACCGACAUUAAAACAACCUCAUCCCAUGAACCACAGGGGGCCACAUCACCGGAAAAUGUAGCAGAUGUUAUGAAGGAAAGAAAAGAUAUUCGUCAUAGUCCAGAAAUUUCUGGAAAUUUACAGAUAGGUGCAGAAGAUAUUUCAGAAGAUCCAGAUAAAAAAAUAACCAUGACUGACUUUGCAGGACAGUGUUCAUAUUAUGCCUCACACCAAAUUUUUUUGAGUCCCCGGGCAUUCUUCAUUCUGGUGCUGAAUAUGGAGAAGAAGUUUGAUGAUAAGGUUGGAGAAGAAGUGUGUUGUCAGGAAGGUUCCAUUUACAGGGGAUGGACACACAGAGAUUAUCUUGAAUUCUGGAUGAAGUCCAUUCAUCAAUAUGGCAGUGAUAAGGCUCCUGUCAUCCUGGUUGGAACACACAGUGAGAACAAAACAGAGAAGGAAAAAGAAUUGUUUUUCCGAGAAGUAUGGAAGACUCUUGACAUGAAGAAGAAGUCUUUGCAAAAACAUAUUGAUGUGAAACGGCGAUUUGCGGUUGGAUUCCAUGACAAUAAAAGCAUUGAAAAACUUAAGCUGUCCAUUGCUGAUGUUGUGUGCAAGCUUGAUCACUGGGGUGAAGAGCUUCCACAGUCAUGGGCUAUGUUUGAAACAUUCUUUCAGGAAAAGAAAAUUCGCAAGAUUUUGAGUAGGGUUGAACUUCAGGCUUUCAAUGAAACAUUGCCUGAGGGAAUAAAGCUCCAUACUAUUGAAGAUAUGGAUGCCAUGCUGCAGUUCUUCCAUGACAUCAGAGAACUUAUGCACUUCAAUCAACAAUUCCUCAAUAAAGUUAUUAUCCUCGACGUUCAGUGGUUUGCAGAUGCAUUUAGAAAUGUCAUAACAGAUAAAAACCAUGCAAAAGAAGAUUUAUUUGAAUAUGCCUCAGAAUGGGACAAAUUCAAUGAAACUGGAGAGUUAGAUGAAGCACUACUCUCUGCCAUAUGGAGAAUGAACAACAAUGGUUACCUUGAGCACAAAGAGGAUAUCAUGAUGUACAUGGAGAAGUUAGGACUCUUAGCUAAAAAGAGCGACAAAAUUUGGUAUGUCCCCUGUAUGAACAAGAUGCAAUUUCCAGUAGACUGCUUUUCAUCAUACCCUGCCUCCUCCAUCCUUUGCUACACGUUUGAUGUUCUUCCUGUUGAAAUUUUCCAUCGCCUUGUAGCAACGUGCAUGCAGAUUCCUAACUGGGAGAUUUUUACAGAUGAAGACAGAGGAUGCAUUUACCAGACUGCAGCUAUUCUCGUAUUUCAUGACCAGCACCAUAACAUCAUGCUUGGAAUGACUCAAACAGAAAUUCAGUUGCAAGUGUUUGUUGUGGAGGGAGAAGUUGAUGUUUCAACCUGUCACCAGAUUAGGGAAAACAUUGAGCGUAUAUUAGAUAACCUCUCCAACACAUUCCAGAAAAGCUCGGAAUUCCUUGUUGCAUUCAAAUGCAAAUCCACUGGAUUUUGUGACAGCAAAGAAAGCGCUGUCAUUAGUGAAUCUAAGUUUAUCAAAGAAACUUUUCUUUGUCCAUCCUGUCCGGCGAAUAAAAAGCAUCGUAUCAACAAAGGAGAUAUAACAAAAUAUUGGAAACAGAUAACACUGAGUAAUCCCAGCACUUCGACAGCUUCUGGACAAGACAUUGGGGGCCGGUCCAGAUUUGCCAGACUUGGAAUGGCAACAAACGAUGUGUUAAAUCAGGCAUGCCGAGACAUACUAGAGAUUGAGAUUUCCCCUUCCCUUAUUGAGAACAAGGCAAAAGCAUCAUUAAACUUUUAUGUAAGAUUGCGCCCUGAACAAAAGCAACACUUGACAGAUGCAAAACAUUCCGGAUAUAAGGAUUUUGAUAUUUCUUUAACAUACACAUUGAUAAGAAACAUUUGCAAAAAGAUUCCUAAACCAACAAAACAAAAAUGGGGUGAUGAGCCUGCAGCAGGAGAUGUGACUGUGGGUGAUGAUAUCGAGAGAAUUAGGUCAAUCCGUAACAGUUUGACUGCACAUGUGAGCUCAGCCUCCAUCCCUCAGACAGAAUUCAAUGACACCUGGUCAAUGAUGGUAGAUAUUUGCCAAAGACUGGAAACUUUCACUGGAAAGACAUACUUGGAUAACCUUAAUGAAAUUCAGAAACUGACCUUAAGAAAGGAAACUGAAGAUGCUGUAAUAGAAAAGAUUAAAAUGGAAGAUCAGCAUGAAAUGGUAAAGACAAUACUGUCUGAUGUGCAAGAAAUAAAAACAGCAGUAUUGAAGCUUAAAAGCAAAGAUGCUUCAAAUUAGGAGCAUUACUCAUAGAACCUAUGACUACAUGAA
Messenger RNA from Saccostrea cuccullata (small rock oyster), 4435 nucleotides. RefSeq lists its product as uncharacterized. Gene Ontology annotation, molecular function: zinc ion binding. Gene Ontology annotation, cellular component: extracellular region. Lineage: Eukaryota; Metazoa; Mollusca; Bivalvia; Ostreida; Ostreidae. The transcript has 10 exons. The record is from RefSeq and is a predicted model, not a curated record. The coding region runs from base 218 to 4402 and encodes 1394 amino acids.